This is a messenger RNA of Colletotrichum destructivum, 1590 nucleotides long. RefSeq names its product Putative six-bladed beta-propeller, TolB, SMP-30/Gluconolactonase/LRE-like region. The transcript has 8 exons. Lineage: Eukaryota; Fungi; Ascomycota; Sordariomycetes; Glomerellales; Glomerellaceae. The record is from RefSeq and is a predicted model, not a curated record. The coding region runs from base 52 to 1350 and encodes 432 amino acids.
GGACAAUCGGUGAGGAGAGUCUGUCUUGGCACUGAGACAUAUAAGAGUGGGAUGGGCAUUGGGGACGCAACGCAGUUUCCCCUUUGCAGUUGUGAGAAGUCGCAGUCUUCUCACACCACAAUCCCGCCCGUCAUGGCUUUCGCAGUAGUCACCGCGAGUCUGUUUCUUUCGGGGGUCCAGGCGCAAUCUUUGGCUUUGGCUGAGAGGUCUCUGCCUGAAAAGGCUCAGAUCAUUGACCAGAAGAGCUUCAAUGUCUUGGAGGUCGUGCCGCCCCCAUACGAGUUCAAUGCCACGUCAAAGUUCGUCUGGCCUGGGGUCACUGAGGAGUCUCUCAAGGAGAAGCCUUUCCACAUCUACGAUCCUGAGUUCUACGACAUCAUCGGCAGCGACCCGUCAUUGACCCUGAUUGCGACCUCGGAUACGGAUCCCAUUUUCCACGAGGCCGUAGUUUGGUACCCUCCGACGGAGGAGGUCUUCUUUGUCCAGAACGCAGGACCCAUCGCGGCGGGAACGGGCCUGAACAAGUCAUCCAUUGUCCAGAAGAUCUCGCUGGCCGAUGCCGAGGCUCUUCGCGCCGGGUCUCUGGAUACUCCCGAGGUCGAGGUUGUCACCGUGCCGUCGAACCCCCAAGUCAUCAACCCCAAUGGUGGAACGAACUACCAAGGCCAGAUCAUCUUUGCCGGCGAGGGCCAGGGCGACCGUGUUCCCUCGGCCCUCUACCUGAUGAACCCGCUGGAACCGUACAAUACAACCCUCCUUGUCAACAACUACUUUGGCCGACAGUUCAACUCGCUCAAUGACGUCGCUGUGAACCGUCGCAACGGAGACAUCUACUUCACCGACACGCAGUACGGAUACUGGCAGUAUUUCCGUCCUGAGCCGGGUCUGCGGAACCAGGUCUACCGCCUAAACCCCAAGACCGGCGCGUUGACUGUGGUCUCUGACGACUUCGUUUCCCCCAACGGAAUUACGUUCUCGCCUGACGGAACCUACGCUUAUGUCACUGACACUGGAAUCAGCCGCGGCCGUAUGGGGCAGAACUACACUGAGCCAGCCACUGUCUACCGUUACGACGUCAAUGAAGAUGGCACUUGGGAGAACCGCAAGACGUUCGCCCACACCCAUGCGCGUCUGCCAGACGGUGUUCACACCGACUCCAAAGGCAACGUCUACGCCGGCUGCAACGACGGUGUUCAUGUCUGGAACCCCUCGGGCAAGCUUAUUGGCAAGAUUUAUACCGGAACCGUCGCCGCUAACUUCCAGUUCGCCGGCGAUGGACGUAUGGUUAUUACGGGCCAGACCAAGCUGUUUUAUGCUACCCUCGCAGCUUCAGGGGUUGCCUUGACGUGAAUGAUGGACGGGACAAAAAAGGGUUUCGAGACUGCUGAAACAAGAUCUUUUUGACAAGACUUCACUGAUAAAUCGCAAUCAAUGCGCUGAGAUGAAAGAUAAUCGUGUUCUGCCGCUUGAACGGUAUUCCUCUGUCCCAAGGUACCCAGAAAUACCAUGUGGUUUGGAGCCCCUGCUAAGUACCCGGCUGUCCACCGUCCAGGCUUCCAGGGUUUGUAAUUGACGAUGCAGGACCUUUGC